UACCAGUAGCACAGUAAAAGAGAAGAUGGGUAGACUAGUAGAGUAUAUACUGUUACUUCUAUCAGUUGUACUAGUAGUAUCUACAUUGACUGGAUCUACUAACAAUUACUACAAUGAACCAAUUAAUUUCACAUAUUGUUCUGUUACUAAAAACUCGGAUAUACUCACUAAUUUAUCAGUAACUCCUUAUCCACUGAUUCCUGGGAAAGGGUAUCAAAUUCAAGGAACUUUAGUCAUUAAGAAAACCAUACAAUGGGGUAUACUGCAUUUUACAUUGGCACAUAAUUUCAAAAAUUACACUAAAAUUACUUUCAUUGAUGAGAAAUACAAUUUAUGUGACUAUUUUGUUGAUGUAUUAAACUUACAUUGUCCUAUGCCACCAGGAACAUAUCAGUUUAAUUAUACUAAUAAAAGGAAAAUACCAAAGUUCCUUCAGAAUUGGCCAGGUAGGUAUUAUGGCAAAGGCACUGCAUACAAUGAGGAAGGAGAGGAAAUCAUGUGUCAAAUGACAGAAGCUACUAUAAAUUAAUGACUUAACAAAAAAUAGUGAAGCACAUGCAUAUUUUAAAGAGCACUAUAAUUACUCAAAGUUAAUUGUGUUUUCUUCAAAGACGC
Amphimedon queenslandica is the source of this 615-nucleotide messenger RNA. Its product is annotated as phosphatidylglycerol/phosphatidylinositol transfer protein-like. NCBI's taxonomy places the organism in Eukaryota, Metazoa, Porifera, Demospongiae, Haplosclerida, Niphatidae. The record is from RefSeq and is a predicted model, not a curated record. The coding region runs from base 26 to 529 and encodes 167 amino acids. The transcript has 5 exons.